GCCUGGGGCGCCGGCUGUGCUCCCGGGAGAGCCGCCAGGCCCUGCUCACCUGCCUGCUCUGCCUCCUCAACCUGCGCAAGAAGGCGGACGACUGAAGUCGGCCGGCCACGGGCAGGGACGGGACGGGACGGACCCGGCAGGGCGCGGCGGCUCCCCCCGCCUGUCCGGCCCGCUGAGGGAGGAGGGACCGGGCAGGGGAGGGGACGCGCCCCGGACGGGGCGGAGUGCCCGCCCAGGCAGCCGAGGACGGAGGGCUGCCCGCGUCUCGCCGCUCCGGCCAUGGUUGCUGGGCCGCCCCCCGCCCCGCUUCCCCCCGCCGCGGGGCCGCCCCGCCGCUGAGCGCCCCUGCCCGCCCCGGGGAAGGAGCCGGCGCUGCCCCGGCGAUCUCCAUCGCCCGCUCUCCCGGGCGGUGGGGGCCCCACGCUGCCUCUUCACCCCACGGUGCCCGGGCCGGGACUCCCACUGCCCGCGGCGGGCAGCGGGGAGGGCGAGAAUGUCGGGCAGCACGGCGAGGAAGGUGCAGCCCUUCACCAUCAGCACCAGGCUCUCGGUGCCCAAGUGUGCCGCCGACUUCCCCAGAGACGCCUGCCCCGGCAUCGCCCUCGCCUCCGCGCUGGACAGCCACCGCGGCCUCCGUCGCAGCAUCAACGAGCGCAUCUCCCUUUACCUGGCCCACGCCCGGGCCGGUCCCGCCGCCCAAGCGGGGCAGCCCCGCAGCCCCGGCUCCGGUGAGGACGGGGGCCCCGAGGAGGACCGGCUGAACCGCAGCUCCCUAGCCCGCUCCAUUAAGAAGAUCACGCUGUCCAACUGGUACGGGGACGCUGGGACGGGAGAGGCAGAGGGACCCGGGGACCCUGCCCGCGCCAGCGGCGAAAGGAACCACAACAAUAACAACAGCAGGACAGGGAAAGCUCAAUUCAAGGUCUUCCUCAGGAAGGACGUGGAUGCAGACGACAAGCAGCAGGAGCCUGGGAGUGUUCAGGCCAGUGUUUUCUGCUCUCCAGUGGGCAGAUGCUCUCCCUUCUAUGCGCUGGCAGGAUCCCCGGUGUCUUCACCCCAGAAAGAGAGCCCUAAGGGCAAGGAGUCUGCUGCAGCACCAAGAUGUAGUGGGCGAAGUGGUGUGGGAGCAACCCCUCUCCUGGACCUGAGUCCUCUGAUAGCCAAGUUCAACCGGGAGAUGCUGCAGGCAGAGACCUGGGUGCGAGGCAAGCUGCGGGACCUGAAGGACGGCUGUGACCUCCAGGAUUGUGAGGAGGUGGCUCAGACCUUGCAGCGGGACAUGAAGGAUUUUGAGAACACACUGAUAAAGCUCAAUCAGAUGGGUGAGCAGCUGAUGUGGAGGGCAAGCCCCAGUGCUGAGGCCAUGCAGAGGCAGCUGCAGGCCCUGCAGGACCUGUGGCAGCUCCUGAAGCAGACGGCUGCCAGCCAGAGCAAAGCCCUCCGGGGGCUGUGGGGUCUGCAGGACUUUAACAGGAAAGCUGAGCGGCUGGAGGCGUGGAUCAAGGACAAGGAGGAGAAGCCGUCUCUGGCAGCCCUCCUGCAGGAAAGCCCGGAUAAGAUCCAGCUCACUCGCCGCAUCCUUGACUUGAAGCAGGAGGAGCAGCAGUUCCAGAGUCUGCACAAGGAGCUGAACAGCCUGGCCCAGAAGCUGGAGAAAGAAGGCAAAAAUGAGAGCAGAAACAUCUCAGCCCGGCGCAAGCACCUCAACAGAGCGUGGCUUCGGCUGCAGGGGACCCUGAAGGAGCACCACGAGUCUCUGCAGCUGGCCCUGGAGGUGGCCUCCUUCCUCCAGCAAGCAGAUAUCCUGCUGGGGAUCAUCCAUGCAAAGCAGAGCAGCAUCUGCAGUACAGGGAAGCCAGGGGAGGGUGAGCCAUGCCAGGAUCGGGAUAUCAGGGACAUAGCCAGCCAGGUGAUGAUGCUGGAUGUGACAGUGUCCCAGCUCCUAAACUUACAGCCCAGCCUGGCAGCCCAAGUCACCUCAAAGCACCGAGACGUAAAGGAGAGCUGGGCACAGCUUCAACAGGCACUGAGAACAGGGAAGGCUCCAGCACGGGCAGGCAGUUCCCCAGGGAGCAAAGCUGCAGCUCCAAAUGUUGAGCCCCAAGGAGAUGAUAGCAGUCGUGGGGCUGUGGGUAAGGAAGCAGCAGCCAAGUGGACAAGAGGACUCGGCAGCAUGGUACCAAAAGAUGUGCUGGAGAAGAUGGCAGAGCACAAGAAAGGAGAGGAGAGCAACCCUGGCUCCCCAGCAGUGGGACAGGCCCCUCAUGGAGGGGACAACAAAAGGAGGAGGAGAGAGGCAGAGGCUGACUGGGGGCUGCAGCAGCUGGAUACCCAAGUGCAGGAUGUCUGCCAGACUCUGUCCCCAUACAAGGAGAGUAUGGGUAUUGGAGUCCCCUCAUGUCCAGUGGCAAGCCUGGAGGCAGCAAGGAUGCAGCAAGAGCCCCUGUCUCCCAGCUCCAGUACCAGGGCUGUGCUCCUGGAGGAACCAGCACGAGGAAGGCCUCCCAGGAGCCCUCGGGUGGAGGCCAUGCUGCGGGAACUGGGAGAGUUAUGGGAGGACCUGCAGAGGAGGCAUCAGGAGAAUGGCAUAGUGCUGCAAGAAAUCGAUAAGGCACUGAGGCUGGUGGGAGAGCUGGACCAAGCUGAGCGGUGGCUGCAAGACGUGGCUGGGUCACUCUUGGAACCAGCCGCCAUGAGAAGCCCGGCAGAGCUGCGCCGGGACCUGGAAGAACUGAGCCAGCUGGAGAAGCAGCUCCUGCUCUGUGGCCUCAAGCUGCAGGCACUGCGGGAAGAAGCAGCAGGCGAGUCGCCCACUGAGCACGAGGGGGCAAGGAAGAUGCAGAGGAAAGUGGAGAUGAUGGAGGAGAAGUUGGCACAUGUGCAGGCGACCCUACGGCACAGGGCAGCAGAUCUGUGUGACUCCCUGGUGCUGUCUGAGUUCCUGCAGGACCUGCAAGAGGAGGAGGCACGGAGCCAGCAGGGAUCUGCAGUGGCAGGCAGUGGGCGUUGUGGCUCGCAGGGGUGUUUUCCCCUGCUCUCAGCCCAGACUGAGAAGUCUCCAAGCAGUGAGGACAUGAGGCGCCCCUUGGGAGAGCUGCAGGAGGCCGUGGAGAUGCUGAAUGACGCAGCGAAGGAGCGGGAGAGGGUCAUGGAGGUGGCAGUGGAGACGGAGAGCCUGGAGCGUCUGGUGGCGAAGAUAUCCCCACAGCUGGAGGCCCUUCAGUGCAGAGCCAAGGCUCUGUCUCAGGACAUUGCCCUAGCAGAGAAGAGCUUCACCACGGUGAAGAGUGAGAAGGACCUGCAAGGGCUGCAGGACUUGCUAAGCUGCCAGCAGGAGAUGGAGCAAGCAGUGUCACAGACCCUGCAAGGGCAGCUGGAGGAGCUGGAGAGGGCAGCUGCCCGCGUGCAAGAGCUGUGCCCCGCUCGGCAGUGCCCCAUCAGCUGGGAGCUGCAGGAGACUCUGUGGGCCUGGGCAGGGCUGCGAGAGCUACUGCGGGAGACCCGGCUCCGCGUGCAGCAGGCCAGCCAGCUCCGGCACUUCUUCAAGGAUUAUUUAGCCAUGAUCUCCUGGACUGAGGACACACGGGCUCAGAUCUUCUCUGAAAGCCCAAGCAGCUCCAGUAUCCCGGAGACUCCAUGUGAGGAACUGGAGAGCAGAAUUGAAGAGAAACUCAAGGAGUUUGAGGCACUAGCAGCAGCAGGGCAGCAGCUGGUGUCUGAGGAGCACUACCUGAGUGCAACAAUAAAGGAGCGCUUGGAAGAGCUGCAGAGCAUGCUGGGCUGGGUGCUGGUGCGGUGGCGAGCACAGAGGCAUCAGCAGCAGGAUCUGGGGAGCAGACAGGACAAGAGGGAGCUGGAGAACCUCUCAAGCACAUCCCCCACUGGUCAAGAGCAGCAUGCCUCACAUGUUCCACCCCACCUGGAAAGCAUCCACAGCCCAGUGAAGUUCAUGCCCUCCUCCCUCCUCGAACCUGUGCAAAGAUUAGAGCCAAAGCUUCCAGAGAAAACAGCCAUCUCCCCACCCACGUCACCCCUCUCAGAUGCCCCAUCAGGAGUGGAGCAGAGCUGGGGGGAGCCCAGCAGCAAAACACCCCAUGAUGCGGAAUCCCAGCAGGCUGCCACCUGGGAUCCUGCUGAGACUUCCACGCUGCUGCUGCCACCACGGGGCCCCUGUGGUCUCAGGGGGACGGUCAGCCUCAUCCUCAGCAUUGGCAAGAAGGGCGAGAAGAAGAAGGCACAGCUGCUGGCCAGCAGCGAGCGGCCAGGGGAGGAGGCACUGCCAACGCUCCCCACCACUAUACACUCAGGCUGUAAAACCUUUUGGAAGCGUUGCCAGGGGCUUUUAGGAAACACUUGGGAUAGCUUAAAGCAAAAAAGAAAGCCACCCCAUCAGCCACCUCACCAGCUGGUGGAAGAGGUGCAGGUGGAGGCCAGGAAAACCUGCAGCGCAAAGCGGCUGCCCGCUGUUGUCCGCCGCCCUCCAGCAUCCAGCGGCGGGAUGCAGGCUGUGUCCCACACCCUGCCCAAGGCCGGGGCUGGCUGUCUCUUCAACAGCCUGCAGCGGCGGGAGCAGGCCAGGGCGGAGCAGGCCCAGCUGCUGACUCUCCGGGGCAUCAUGGGGGACAGCUCCCUGCGGCCCACGCCUGAGAAAUGCCGUGGCCCCAGCAACACCUGGCCCCACAAGUGUGGUUGGAGGAAGGGGGGGUCAGGGGCAGCUGCUGCUGGACCUCAGCUUGGGGAGCUGCUCCUCUACGUCAGGAACCCGCUGGUGCAGGACAUCGAUGCCGAGUGCGGGGCAGCCCCUCAGAAUCCCUGCCUCCCUAACCCAAAAAUCACAUGCCCCCGUGUUUCCCUGGGCUCUGUGCUCAGCCUGGAGCUGCCACGGGAUGCAGUGGUCCUGGGGUGCCACCGAGGGGCUGCGGCAGGCCAGCAGGAGGCAGAGGGGCAGGAGCAGAGGCAGGAUGAAGGGGUGAGGCCUUGGAGGCCCACAGGCACACAUGGAGUUGGAUGGCAGGAAGAUGGGCACGAUCCCCAGGGGCCCAGCAAGAGGCUGGGGAUGUCGCCCAAGAGCGAGCAAGAAACGUGGUUCAAGGAGGUGAGCUUCGACCCCAGCUACAGCCAACAAAGAGCACACUGUGCUGGGAAGGAGCACUGGAACCUGCAGCACCCCAGCAGCACCAGUAAAGACCUUCUGGACUUGAGGCCGAGCCAGCCAUCCCAUGUCGGUAUGGGGGAUGAGCUGGACACCCGCUUUGGCCAGGACGACAGCCCCACUGCCACUGGCAGGGCCAGGCAUCUCAGAGCCGCUUGGCUAGAGCUUGGAUCGUCCCCUGCCAGCACACCAGGCAGGGCUGGAGCCAUCCCCAGCCCUGCCUGUACACAGCAGCCGGCCAGCAGCAGCCAGCCCAGAGGGUCCCCAGCUUCCCCUGCCGCCCCCAGCCAGCUCUCUGUCUUUGAGUGGGCACUGGGGUCUCCACAUCCCCAGAGCCCUGCACAGGUAACUAAGGAAGUUUGCCACCCUGCCCACAGGCAGUUUGAGGAAGAGGAGGAGGAGCUGCAGGCCAUCUGGGAUGGAGCACACGAACAACAGGCACAGAGCUCACCAGGAGACAGCUGUGCCAGCCACCAGACGGGCAGCAGGGCAGGCAGCUUGCCCAGCCCCAGUGCCACUACUGGCGGGCCCCUCAUCCUGUCAUCAGCCAACAAUGUGCUAGUAGCCAAAUUCACCCUUCCCACCGCUGCCCAGCUGCUCCACAGCCCAUCAGGAGAGAAGAGCCCCGGGGUGGUGCGCAGUGGCAGUCCCAGUGGGCUCAGGAUUUCCCCCUACUCGGAGGAGCUGGUGUCUGCAGCCCCCUUGGAUGCCUCCAGCGCCUGGGAUCGGCAGAGGCAUCGGCAAGAGGAGAGAAAGAGCAGCAAGGUCCUGCCUGCUAAAAUGGAAUUUCAGAUGAUGGAGGGGACGCUGGAAAGGAAGCACGUAUUGCAGACAGGAGGGAGAAAGGCCAGCUGCCGGGCCUGGGGCCUCUUUCACGCUGUGCUGAUGAGGCAGACACUGUGCUUCUACCAGGACCGCAGGGACAGCCUCAAGAGCUCCGUGGUGGCCCUUCCCUUGAACCUCUCCGGGGCAGUCUGCACCCCAGAUGCUGAAUACACCAAGAAGACCAACUGCUUCAGGCUUCAGCUGCAGGAUGGCUCUGAAUACCUCCUGAGGGCCCCCACCCAGGCCCUCAUGAAUGAAUGGGUCUCAAAGCUGCAGCAAAACUCAGGUUUCCCCAAAGUGGAUUACUUCCAGGCAGCAGCACAGCAUGUCAAGAGCACUGGUGGUACUGGCAGUUUCAGCAAGGUCUCCAGCCCUGGGACCUCCCACCUCCAGGGACAUCAUCAGGUCACGACCACCAAGAGCCAGGAGAUUGUGGUGUUACCCUGCGCAAGCCCACUAUUGCAGCAGCCUCUGGGCAGCCAGGAUGGCCCAGUCGAUGGGACUGUGACAGCAGCAGAGAAUACUCAGGGGACUGGGCACAAGGAGCAGCAGUGGUCAUCCAGGGCAUCCCCCGGGCUGUGGGACAACAUCUGCCUAGAGGAUGACUAUGGGCUGGUGGCCAACAAAAGGAGGUCCUACUCCUUCACCUCAGCCACCUACCAGAAGAUCACCCCGCUGGCGGUGCCCAAGGAGCCGGUGGAGGCCGGGAGCAGUUACUCCGUCACAUUGUACAUAGGGGAGCAGGUGUCGGCCAUGCCCCGGGCACGCUGUCACUCCUUCGUGGCCCAAACAGGGAGCCCCCGGGACACACGAGGGGAGAAGACCACUAGCCCCCCUCGCACCAAGAACAAAUCUGUCUUCAAGAAGUUCUUUGGGAAAAAAGAGUGAGCCCCAGACAAAUGGAGAAAAUGCCCCAAUCUGCCUCUUGGGCCAUUCUGGCUUGAUCUCUACUCCCAGCACCAGUUCAUGGCUUACUGCCUCCCCAGGGGCAAGAGGCUGUAUCAAGUGGCUCUGUAUCAGCCAGCCCCAGGUCUGCCCUGUGCCCCAGGCACUGCAGCCCCCAGCCUCAGCCUGGUGCUGAGCACCCCUCCUGCCCAGUGCUCUCCCUGGGUGCUGCUGGCUCCCCAGGCAUCCUAAUGACACACAGCACAAGCAGAGGGCAUGGAUGAUGGUUUUUAUUAAAAGAUAAAUAGACA
Messenger RNA from Taeniopygia guttata (zebra finch), 7173 nucleotides. NCBI's taxonomy places the organism in Eukaryota, Metazoa, Chordata, Aves, Passeriformes, Estrildidae. The record is from RefSeq and is a predicted model, not a curated record.